This is a messenger RNA of Melanotaenia boesemani (Boeseman's rainbowfish), 2974 nucleotides long. RefSeq names its product vacuolar protein sorting 45 homolog (gene vps45). Gene Ontology annotation, cellular component: Golgi membrane. NCBI's taxonomy places the organism in Eukaryota, Metazoa, Chordata, Actinopteri, Atheriniformes, Melanotaeniidae. The coding region runs from base 407 to 2065 and encodes 552 amino acids. The transcript has 15 exons. Gene Ontology annotation, biological process: intracellular protein transport; vesicle-mediated transport. The record is from RefSeq and is a predicted model, not a curated record.
UAAAGUGUGUUAGUUGUAUGAUGUUAAAUAUUUUGCAAAUGGCUUCCUCCUGGCAACAGCUGGCGUUAACUUGCCAAACAAUUAUUUAUGUGAACUCUAUAAAAACUCGCAUAAAUUACUAUAGCCAACAAUUAACACAUGUAAGUACAAAUUGCUGACCUUAAAUAAAUGACUGAAAACGUUUACCACCAUAUACAAUUGAAUUUUCAACCAUUUUCUUUAGCAGUUGCUAACAGGUGUUAGCCUAGCUAAUGUCAUCUGCUAAAAUGUAGUUAUUCAUUCGACAUGUAUAUUAAACCUCUAGAUUUAUAGGUUGUAUAAAAUUUUAACUUUUUUAUAAAUUAAUACAGAAAAUAUAUAACACUAUGAUAUUUUAAUAACACUAAAAUCAUUAUGUUAUGGAAAAAUGAUAAAACAAAAUCAGCUUCAACAACAGAACACACAGACCAGCAUAGUGAGUGUGGUGUACACCCAAUCUGAGAUCCUGCAGAAGGAGGUUUACUUGUUUGAACGGAUCGACUCUCAGAACAGAGACAGCAUGAAGCACUUAAAGGCUAUCUGCUUUCUUCGCCCAACUAAGGAGAAUGUGGAACACCUCAUCCAGGAGCUAAGGAGACCAAAAUACAGUGUCUACUUCAUCUAUUUCAGUAAUGUGAUCAGUAAGAGUGAGAUCAAAGCUCUGGCUGAAGCUGAUGAACAAGAAGUGGUGGCUGAAGUCCAGGAGUUUUAUGGAGACUUCAUUGCUGUUAAUCCUCACCUCUUCUCCCUCAACCUGCAGGGAGUUGCCAGGGGUCGGAGCUGGGAACCCUCCAUGUUGUCUCGCUGCACGCAGGGUUUGACCUCAGUCCUGCUUGCUCUGAAGAAAUGCCCGAUGAUCCGCUACCAGCUGUCCUCGGACAUGUCCAAACGCCUUGCAGAGAGCGUCAAGCAAAUCAUCACGAAGGAAUACGAGCUGUUCGACUUUAGAAAGACUGAAGUUCCUCCUCUGCUGCUGAUCCUUGACCGCAGUGAUGACGCCAUCACUCCGCUGCUCAACCAGUGGACGUACCAGGCGAUGGUUCACGAGCUGCUCGGUCUAAACAACAACAGAAUUGACCUGUCCAGAGUCCCGGGGAUCAGUAAAGACCUGAGAGAGGUGGUGCUGUCUGCAGAAAAUGACGAGUUUUAUGCUAAUAACCUGUACCUCAACUUCGGUGAGAUCGGCACCAAUAUAAAGAACUUGAUGGAGGAUUUCCAGAAGAAGAAGCCUAAAGGGCAGCAGAAGCUCGAGUCCAUCGCUGACAUGAAGGCUUUUGUAGAUAACUACCCUCAGUUUAAGAAGAUGUCAGGCACUGUAUCCAAACAUGUGACGGUGGUGGGGGAGCUGUCUCGGCUGGUGUCAGAACGGCAGCUGAUGGAGGUGUCUGAGGCAGAACAGGAGCUGGCCUGUCAGAAUGACCACUCCAAUGCUCAGCAGAGCGUUCGGCGCCUGCUGCAGAAUCCCCGUGUGGCGGAGCUGGAUGCCGUCCGUCUCGUCAUGCUCUACGCUUUGAGAUAUGAACGCCACAGUAGCAGCAUCCUCCCUUCUCUGAUGGAUGAGCUGAGCAGGAGGGGUGUUUCUGAGCGCCACCGCAGGAUGGUUCAGUCUGUGGUGGAAUAUGGUGGGAAGAGAAUCAGAGGAAGUGACCUCAUCACGCCGACAGAUGCCGUCGCUAUUACAAAACAGUUCUUCAAAGGUCUCAAGGGUGUUGAGAACGUCUACACUCAGCAUCAACCUCUGCUCCAUGACACUCUGGAUCAGUUGAUUAAAGGCCGACUCAAAGACAGUCAGUUCCCAUACCUGGGAGCCAGCAGCCUCAGAGACAGGCCUCAGGACAUUGUGGUGUUUGUGAUUGGUGGAGCCAUGUAUGAAGAAGCUCUGACUGUUUACAACCUGAACCGUAACACACCUGGAGUCCGGAUUGUCCUCGGAGGAAGCAGCAUCCACAACACUAAGAGUUUCCUGGAGGAAGUGAUGCUGGCGACAGGUCACAGCGGCAGCAGUGACAGAGCGCAGGGAAGCGGUCGGCAUAGCAGCAGGCGCUGAACAUUGAUGCUUGCUCUUCCUCUGCUUCUUCACUCCUCUUCGUAUAAACAGCAUCAUUCCUUCUGUCUAAGUCUGUGCAUUUGUGUGUUUGAAGGAACAGUCCAAUAUUUCUGUGAAUCCUCUGUGCCUCAUCCUCAGACACAGAAGCAAUUCUGUUUACAAACAAGAGGUGGACACAAUAUCAGAAACACUUAACUACCAUAAACAACAACACGUUGGCACAACAGUUUUAACUAAGUUUGGUUAUGUCUGAUAUGAAGCAGUAUUAUGACACAAUGUUGAUUUUUAUUAAGCAUAGUACACUAAAUUUGUGGUUCAGUGUGCGUAAGUCACCAUUAUUAAAAAAAAUAAAUAAAAAUUUUUUGAGCAUUCAAGUGUCUGAUUGAGCUCCUUAUAGGAGUUUGACAGUGUGAAAAAGAAACUAUUUCUUGCUGCAGAAAGUUAUUAAAACCUCUAAUACAAAUGAAUAUAUAGCAGUUAUAACAAAGACACAAUGUUUGCAGCUUCAAAGGUCAGCUUUGCUAGCAUCAUAAAUCUAAUAGAUAUAUUGUUUUGAGGAUGGACAGAAUGUCAGUGUUAAGAAAUGUCUGACAGAAUCCAUUGAGAACUGUUCUAGCCCAAGAAACCAAAACUAUCAAAUCAGGAUUGAGUCUGUUUCACUGUUUUCAUGAAGUUGCUCUCCAUGCAGUCCUUUUUUAACAUUUUGGCUCCAAGCUUCUCAAGAUUUUGGAGUCUAACUGUAUUUUUUGUUAUUUUCUGAUUCUUGUUUUUGUCUAGUUAAAUGAAACACAUUCAGUCUCUGUUGGAUUUGUGCAUUUUCUGAGUGGGAUUUCUCUUUAGGCUUUUGUGUGAUUGAAUGUGAUUAAUAAAAGGUUAAUAUUAAAAAAUACAAAUAAGUUAUAUAAAUGA